Messenger RNA from Cephus cinctus (wheat stem sawfly), 2801 nucleotides. It is a transcript of the gene slif, whose product is annotated as cationic amino acid transporter 3. Gene Ontology annotation, molecular function: amino acid transmembrane transporter activity. Gene Ontology annotation, cellular component: plasma membrane. The record is from RefSeq and is a predicted model, not a curated record. The transcript is spliced from 13 exons. NCBI's taxonomy places the organism in Eukaryota, Metazoa, Arthropoda, Insecta, Hymenoptera, Cephidae. The coding region runs from base 543 to 2351 and encodes 602 amino acids. Gene Ontology annotation, biological process: transmembrane transport; amino acid transport.
AUACACAGCGAGGGUGUUCUAAGAUAAUAACGAGCUCAUCAAAAUAGGUAUCGCAUUUGGCUUUGCGUUUUCCAGUUAUACUUCUGUCAAUGGUGGGAGACAAGUAAAUUUAUUAACAUGAGAAAGGCGCGCAGGUGAACGCGACGAUAUUAUAUCGCGUUAUUAGUUCGCGGCCAACCUUUGCCGCGACCGGUUCCGGUGUUCUCGACCUACUCGUGUGACCUACAGUCGUGUCGCAACGAGACAACUUCUUUCACCUACAUCAGGAUUCCACCAUUUUUGCAACAACAUAACACUGUCGGCCCUGAAGUAGUUUUUAUUUGGCAAUCAUCUUCAUUACAAAUCCAAGCGAGUCUGUAUCUGUUGCCGAAUACCAUUCAAUAAGAAGCACAUACAAACAUACCUGACUAAAUACAGGUAAUCGUAAAAGGAAAUUACAAUGGACCACGUUGAAUUGUAUAUAUAAGACAAUAUAUAUGGAGGAUAUAGACAUGGGUGUGCAAUAAGAAUAGUAAAUGUGACUGGGAAAGCAGAUUUUGAGAAUGGCUACUAAAUUAUGGAUGGCUUUUUCACGGCGGCGGGUUGACGAAGAUGAGAAUGGCAAAGGAGAACUGAACAGAGUCCUUGGACUGUUUGAUCUUACUGCACUGGGUAUAGGUGCCACCCUGGGUCUAGGUGUUUAUGUUCUUGCUGGAAGUGUCGCCAGGGAAACAGCUGGACCAGCUGUUUGUCUGUCGUUCUUGAUAUCUGCAAUAGCUUCUGCAUUUGCUGGAAUGUGCUAUGCUGAAUUUGCCUCCAGAGUUCCAAAAGCUGGAUCUGCUUAUGUGUACAGUUACGUUACCGUUGGGGAGUUUAUAGCUUUCAUCAUAGGCUGGAACCUAAUCCUAGAGUAUGUAAUCGGUACUGCCAGCGUGGCAAGAGGCUUAAGUAACUAUAUUGAUGCAUUGACAAAUCAUGUCAUGGCAAAGGCACUUAGAGAUGCAAUGCCUAUCGAUAUCUCAUUCUUAUCAGAGUAUCCAGACUUCUUUGCUUUUGCUAUGGUUAUACUUCUUGCCAUUUUACUUAGCGUGGGAGUCAAGGAAUCGUCAUUGCUUAACAAUAUUUUCACUACUAUCAAUUUAGUGACAAUCGCGAUAGUCCUCGUGGCAGGUUCCAUUAAAGCUGAUGCUUCAAAUUGGUCCAUCGCCGUUGAGGAUAUACCGGAAACUGUAAAAAAUCCUGGAGUUGGAGGAUUCAUGCCGUUUGGCAUAAGCGGCGUUAUGGCUGGAGCUGCUACUUGCUUCUAUGGAUUUGUUGGCUUUGAUGGCGUUGCAACAACUGGGGAAGAAGCUAAAAAUCCUCAGCGUAACAUUCCAUUAGCUAUUGUGAUGUCUCUUGCUGUUAUCUUUGUAGCAUACUUUAGCAUCUCAACAGUAUUGACUAUGAUGUGGCCAUAUUAUGAUCAGAAUGCAGAUGCUCCUUUUCCAUAUGUUUUUGAACAAAUUGGCUGGCCAGCUAUCAAAUGGAUUGUUAAUAUAGGAGCUAUCUUUGCUCUGUGCACCAGUCUUCUUGGUGCAAUGUUCCCAUUACCCAGAGUUCUUUAUGCCAUGGCCAGUGAUGGAAUACUAUUUAAAUGUUUGGCUAAAGUUCAUUCGCGGACUAUGACCCCGAUUUUCGGGACUCUGUUAUCCGGUUUGUUCACAGGUAUCAUGACUCUUGUUUUUAACCUUCGGCAACUAAUUGACAUGAUGUCCAUUGGUACACUUUUAGCUUAUACUAUUGUAGCUAUAUCCGUGCUCAUUUUGAGGUAUGAGAAGAACGAAUCUACAAACAAAAACGGGUUAACUUCGACCAUGGAUAUUCCUGUGGAACGAACACCAAUGAGUUUCUUCAAGCUGCUCUUUAAUUUAAACAAUAAUAAGCACCCGACAGAAUAUUCUGGGAGUGUUGCUAAGUGGGGUAUUUUACUGUACAGUAUCAUCGUCUUCGCCGUGGGAUUCUUAAUUAAUUACGUAGGAGAUCAAGUACUCUCUGGGAAUGUGAUAUACUGUGCGAUUAUAGCAUUACUGGUGUUAAUUAUGUUACUAAUAAUUGCUAGUAUCGGAAGACAACCAGCUCAGAAACCAAACUUAUCCUUCAAGGUUCCUCUAGUGCCUCUGAUACCCUGUCUUAGUAUCCUUAUCAAUCUAUAUCUGAUGCUGCAAUUAGAUGUGUACACUUGGAUAAGAUUUGUGGUGUGGAUGAUAAUAGGUUUUGCUAUUUACUUUUUAUAUGGAAUAAGUCACAGUGUUCAGGGAAAACGCAACCAAAUCGAAAUGGAAACGAAAACGCAACAGAUAAGCGAGAAAUUUCGUAGUUGUACAAAGUUUUAGACAAUUAAUCUGAAUUAUUCAUAUUUUCGGAAGAAUCUUCCCUGUCAAGGAUUAAAUCAUGCUGAUAACGGAAGCCCUGUUAAUUAACACACAAUAAAAGCAAGUGUGCCUGAUAAGCAUUUGUCUUCCAGAGCCUGCCUCAGAAAGAAAAAGUUAGAAGAAACUAAAAGAGAAAAACCUGUGAAUAAUUUAGAAUCUCAAGUCAAACUAACUACAAAUCUUUUUUUUCAACACAUGAAACUGGAAAUAGACAAUGAAUCAACACCGAAUGAUCGAUCAUCACGUUUGAAGUGUAGUGAUAAAAUAUUUACAGACGUUUGUAUAUCUUUUCGCUCACUAUUUUAUAAUGCCGUCCUAAGACAGACACGAGCUGGAAUCAUUCUGUAUAUAUUGCAAAAAGAAUCUGUUAUAUUUUUAUGAUACACAAAUAAAUAAUAUAUUUUAAGUAAA